Messenger RNA from Anopheles stephensi (Asian malaria mosquito), 1135 nucleotides. Its product is annotated as vesicle transport protein SFT2C. NCBI's taxonomy places the organism in Eukaryota, Metazoa, Arthropoda, Insecta, Diptera, Culicidae. The transcript has 3 exons. Bases 262 to 879 code for a protein of 205 amino acids. The record is from RefSeq and is a predicted model, not a curated record. Gene Ontology annotation, biological process: vesicle-mediated transport. Gene Ontology annotation, cellular component: membrane.
CUAAUUUGCCAGACUAAUUUUAAUUUUCUCUUAUUUUAAUCAUUUCUUCAAGCUCUUUACACAAAUUUGGUUGACCGUAGAAUAACAUAAACAACAUCUCCGCAGCCCCCGGAAACCCCACUCGGUGUGUAUAUGGUCCUUCACCUUUGUUGAUGUUGUUGACGUCAAAACAUACGUGUCGUGCAACGUCGUCGGUGCUGCCCGCAGAACGAUUGUUUUGGGAGGAAAAUUCGUUCCGUUUCGACCCCGGACACCAGCAGAAUGGCCGACCUGAAGCGUGAUCUCGACGAGUACCUGCUGUUGCAGGAAAAUCAGAAGAAAAACUUUAAGAUAGAGAUGCCCAAAAUGCCAUCCCUGCCUACGCCCGACCUGGUUGGAAAGCUGUUCGGCCGCAACCAGGAACCGGAGGCAAACAGUUGGCUAAAGGAUACGCAGGACACUUGUUGCCCAAAGCUGUCUCGUAUCCAGCGGAUAGUAGGAUUCGUCACAUGCAUGGGUCUUGGCAUUUUCUGCAUGAUCGUGUCCACCUUCUACAUACCCGUGCUGAUACUGAAGGCGAGAAAGUUUGCUCUCCUGUACACACUUGGCAGUGUCUUUUUCAUCAUGAGCUUUUCAUUCCUGAGCGGCUUCGGUGCAAUGUUCCGACAGAUGUUCUCCCGCGAACGGGUCGCAAUGUCGAUCAGCUACACCUGCUGCCUGACCGCCACACUCUACUUCGCCAUGGUUGCACAAAGUACCGCCCUGACGGUACUGUUUGCCGUCGCCCAGAUCAUUACGCUGCUGUGGAUGAUACUGGCCGCCAUUCCGGGCGGUAUGAGUGGGGUGAAAUUCUUCGGCAGCAUGUUCCGAAGUUCCGUUUCUAGCACAUUACCCGUUUAGAGAGAGGAACAGUAAUACACAAAAACCGAACAGGUGGAAAACGGUGAAAGCAAAUGUGCAAGUGUGAUAUCAUGUUAGUUGUAGCGUGCGUAAGCCAGAGAUUACAAUUACGACUAGGUUAAAAAAAGUGCGGACCGGUCUUAGAGGUGAUCACAGCCAACAAGAUCCGUUUACUUUCUGAGGCUGCGAGCCUAACUACUAAAGUAUUUUUCCACUAAACCCGUACAACAAAUAAACUUAACAGGAAUACAGAAUA